Messenger RNA from Arxiozyma heterogenica, 1515 nucleotides. RefSeq lists its product as uncharacterized. Gene Ontology annotation, cellular component: nucleus. Gene Ontology annotation, molecular function: nucleic acid binding. The coding region runs from base 1 to 1515 and encodes 504 amino acids. The record is from RefSeq and is a predicted model, not a curated record. Lineage: Eukaryota; Fungi; Ascomycota; Saccharomycetes; Saccharomycetales; Saccharomycetaceae. The transcript has a single exon.
AUGCAUAAAUAUAAUAGGAAAAGUGUGGUUAACAAAUAUGUUAUUAAUAAACAGAAACAUUAUCAAACGAAGAAGUUGCCUAAUAUCUUACAUGUAAGGAAUUUGCCAAAGGACAUAACAUAUGGGGUUCAACCAUAUAAAAGGAGCCAGACUAUUAUAAAUAAAUAUAUUCAAUCGCCUGAUUUCGAUAAUAAGAGACUUACAAAACAAUCCUGGUUAAAUGAUUUUGAUCAUUUUAAAAAUUUAAAAUUUAUUAAAUAUGAAGGGUCUAGUACCUUGUCACAGUAUAUUAAUUUAUAUAUCGAAAAAAUUAAAGAUUAUUAUCUUAAAUUGAAUAAGAAAUCUAAUUCAAUGUUGAAUGACAAAAUUGUUCAAUUUAAUAAUAAAUGGAAAGAAGAACAUUCAGACCAUGAAUUGUCUCAAAUGAUAGAUAAUAAUAAUAAUAAUAUUGAAAUUAAAAAGUUGACUAAAUCUGAUAAUCAAUCGCCUUUAGAUAAACAAUAUCUUAUUAGUCUUUCAAAUAUUAAAAGGGAACAUUACCCUACAGUGUAUUGUUCUCCUAAAGAGAAUUCGACACAAUGGGAUUAUUUGACAAAUUCAAUAAAAUUAAUAUCUCAAAGAAACACAAUCUGUUUUUCAUUUGAUAUUGAAGCGUUUGAAAGAGAUAAUAAUAUCAUAACGGAGAUUGGAAUAUCUAUAUACGAUCCAAGAGAAAAUUUGCAUUCUCUUAAUCCGAUUUUUAGAAAUUAUCAUCUUAUCGUAUCUGAAUCACUGUCAUUAAUUAAUAAAAAUUGGGUACUUGAUAUGAAAGAAUGUUAUCUGCUCGGUGAAAGUUUAGUGCUUUCAUUAAGACAAUGUGUAAAUUUCAUACAAAAUUUGAUCAAUUUUUACAUGAUCCCUGAUAACAAUAUAUCUGAUUCGUGGGAAAGAGCUUUUGUUGGACAUAACAUUGAAGGCGAUUUUAAAUGGUUGAAAUCAAUGGGUGUGAUUCUACCAGACACUAAACCUGUAUCUCAUAUCUCACAGGUUGAUUGUAAUUCAAGCUCUCGUACUACUUUGGUGAUAGAUACGCAUAAGAUAUAUUCUGCUUGUUAUGGUAAGGAAGGGUCUAGUCUUGGCAAGAUAUUAAGGUUGUUUCAGUUGCCACAUGCUUUUUUACAUAAUGCUGGUAAUGAUGCUUAUUAUACGUUAAGGUUACUGUUACAUCUCUGCGAUGUCAAUACUAGAGUACAAUGUUCCUUGGAUGAUAUUUCCACUUUUCAGAAAAAAAUAAAACAAAUAUUGGAAAGAUCAAAACAAGAGGAUAAGAUUAUACCAAUGUCCUAUUCAUUGACCUUGAAAUACGGUAAUAGUAACGACAAUAAAAAUAAUAAUAAUCCUAAGAAUGUUACCAGUAAAAAAAAGAAAGAUCUGGUUCCACAAACAGAAUUUGGUGGAUCACAAUGGUUUUCUGAUGCUAAGCAAGCUUUUGAGAGUACUAUUGUUUCAAAGAGUAAUGUGUUUACAGAUUUCUAG